AUGAUCGUACCACGACAAUCCCGUGCCCCGACCGGUACACACCCCGUGCCCGGGUCCCCCCUUCAUAGUUCACACCCCCUGCCCCCUCAUGCCAUCCGCUCCCCCCGCCCCUACCCUCCGCGUGCCCGCUCCCUCGCCGCCUCUUUUGACCCUCCCUGCCCCCCUCGCCGUUACCCACCGCUCGCCAUUCGCUCCUCCCCGCCCGUGCCCUCCCCUCGUUUACCUUCGCCUCCCCCCUCCCCCUCCUCUGCUGCACGCCUCUUCCUUCCCUCGCUAACCCACUCCACUCCCUGCCCCUCCUCAAUCCGCACCCUGCCCCUCCUUCUCCCCUCCCUGCCUCUCCCUCCUCCCCGGCCCUGCCCCUCAUUUUCCGCCCCCCCACGCCCGGUUUCUCCCCUCCCUGCACCUCCCUUUCUUUCUCCGUGCCUCUCCUUUGCUCCCUCCCUGCCCCCGCCUGCCCAUGCCCCUGUCUUUGGUUUCUCCCCUCCCUGCCCCACGUUUCUUCCCAUCCCUGAGAUCACCUUGUACCCCCUCUGCCCCUCCCUUGUUCUCCCCGCACCCAUUGCUUCUCCCCUCCCUGCCCUUGAUUUCCCGCACCCCUGCCCUUGUUUCCUACCAUCCAUGCCCCUCGUUUCCCCUCUUUGUACGUUCACCCUCUUCCCUCCCUGCCCCUCCCUUCCUCCCCCCUGCCCCUUUGCUUUCCCCUCCACGCCCCUCACCUCUCACCUCCGUUCAACUGGAUUCCCCCCCUCUGGUGGCAUCCCUUGCAUCGCUCGCCCCUCUGCUCACCUCUGCCCGCCCCUUUUCCUUGCCCUCAGCUGGCCCAGCCCCUGCCCGUUGCUGCCCCUCCCCUUGCCCCCUCAACUCCCCUGCCCCCCGUACACCCACUCCCGUCCAACCGCCCCCACCCUCCCCCGGCUGCCCGUUUUCCGCUCUCCACCCCCGCGACCGUGUGCGGCUUCCAACCGCCCAACGGUGUCACACCCCCUGCCCCCUCAUGCCAUCCGCUCCCCCGCCCCUACCCUCCGCGUGCCCGCUCCCUCGCCGCCUCUUUUGACCCUCCCUGCCCCCCUCGCCGUUACCCACCGCUCGCCAUUCGCUCCUCCCCGCCCGUGCCCUCCCCUCGUUUACCUUCGCCUCCCCCUCCCCUCCUCUGCUGCACGCCUCUUCCUUCCCCUCGCUAACCCACUCCACUCCCUGCCCCUCCUCAAUCCGCACCCUGCCCCUCGUUUCUCGCCCCCCUACGCUUGGUUUCUCCCCUCCCUGCCCCUCGCCGCCUUUCUCCGCUCCCCACCUCCCCCUCUCCCUGCCCCCCCACUCUCCUCCACUUGCCCUUGGCUUCCCACCUCCUGCCCCACCUUUCCCCCUCCGUGUGCUCAGCUUCUCCCCUCCCUGCCUCUCCCUCCUCCCCGCCCUGCCCCUCAUUUUCCGCCCCCCCACGCCCGGUUUCUCCCCUCCCUGCACCUCCUUUCUUUCUCUCCGUGCCUCUCCUUGCUCCCUCCCUGCCCCGCCUGCCCAUGCCCCUGUCUUUGGUUUCUCCCCUCCUGCCCCACGUUUCUUCCCUCCCUGAGAUCACCUUGUACCCCCUCUGCCCCUCCCUUGUUCUCCCCGCACCCAUUGCUUUCUCCCCUCCCUGCCCUUGAUUUCCCGCACCCCUGCCCUUGUUUCCUACCAUCCAUGCCCCUCGUUUCCCCUCUUUGUACGUUCACCCUCUUCCCUCCCUGCCCGCCCUUCCUCCCCCCCUGCCCUUUGCUUCCCCUCCCCCUGCCCGUUGCUGCCCCUCCCCUUGCCCCCUCAACUCCCCUGCCCCCCGUACAACCCCACUCCCGUCCAACCGCCCCACCCUCCCCCGGCUGCCCGUUUCCGCUCUCCACCCCCGCGACCGUGUGCGGCUUCCACCGCCCAACGGUGGUCGCACGGGGCGUUUCUUCGCGCGGGCAAGCCUCCCGGGGCCCCCCACCCCGCUGA
Molecule: messenger RNA, 1968 nt
Organism: Closterium sp. Naga37s-1
Lineage: Eukaryota; Viridiplantae; Streptophyta; Zygnematophyceae; Desmidiales; Closteriaceae
Source: the annotation of a GenBank genome assembly